AUGGAGCGUAGAGAGAGAGAAGCCCUUGAGACCAAGGAGAAGCUCAAGAGAGAAGAGAGUCUAAGAAGACUGAGAGAGAAACACCUGGAAGAGAGGAAGGUGCAGGAGGCCAAACAAAGAGAGGAAGAAGAGAGAAAGGCCCAUGAACUACAGGCCCUUAAGAAAGCAGACCAGGACCUGCUGAAGCAAGAAAGGCUUCAUAUAAAUAACCAGCCAGUCGUGGAAAACAAAGCCAGCCGUGAUCGUCUGACCUCUAACAAGAAGGCAUGUGAAUAGCAGGGCAAGAGGAAACCCCUGGAGUGUUGAGGACCGUCAGUGAGUGUGUCAAAGGCUGCCCCACCCCAACAGCUCCACCUACCUCAUUUUCACUGCAAAGGCAGCUCCAAAGUCUGAAGGUUUAUAUCACUUUUUAAAAAUUCUUUUAAAAUACUAAACCUGCUAAGUCUUUAAGUUUGAUAUAAAUCCUGAAUCAUGUUUGCUUAUCAGUUAAUAGCUACAAAAUAUAUAUGUACUUGUACUUAAAACUGAAACUUUUAUCUCAUCUUUGGAAAAAACAGAGAAGCAGAGACCCAAACCAGAGGAGCCUAGGCAGUGGCUUCCAGAUAAACUGAAGGUUGAGUUCUGGAUGGACAAGUACCAAGAGUACAGGGAGAAAAAAGAUAAGAAGAGGAAGCUGAAGGCUGAGGAGCAGUUUGCCAGAUGGGCCUCCUUCAAGGUGAGCCGAGCCGGUCAUGUUUCCCGACAGAACGACAGUUACACUGGAGGGUUUGCUGGAAACAGGAACAGCAUCCUCAAAUCUUUGUUUUAA
This is a messenger RNA of Xyrichtys novacula (pearly razorfish), 808 nucleotides long. The record is from the annotation of a GenBank genome assembly. NCBI's taxonomy places the organism in Eukaryota, Metazoa, Chordata, Actinopteri, Labriformes, Labridae.